AUCAACCCACCACCUCUCCUCUCCCACUCCUUGUUCCUUUACCAAUACACUAUCUAUGAUUCUCUCAUCUCUCUCUAUCUCCCUCUCUCUCUAACUCCAUGUCUGAUCAGAGAGAUCUCCGAAGAAGGAAGCUUCCGGCCAAUCGGAGAACCGCCAGACGAUCGCCUCGUCCUAGAAUCAAUUCGGAGGCAGGAAGGAGUCCAUCGGAAUACGCCAAUAUUCUGACGAGCUACAAGUCGGAGCCGAUCCUGCCAAACGCCGGCGGCGGAGAGGUGGUGGUGAUCGUAGAGCAGCAGGAGGAGGAAGUGCUUUAUCGGCCACAGACAUGUACGGACAUAUUUUUGCCCCCUUCUGAACCCUUACAGCGGUACAAUAGAGAUGCAAAGGUAGUGGUGAAUGUGACGGUUGAGGGAAGUCCAGGAGCAGUUAGAACCAUGGUUAAGUUAGGAUCCGACGUGGCGGAGACGAUCAAGCUCGUCAUCAACAAAUACAACCAAGAAGGCAGAACGCCUCCUCUUCAUGAAGCCGCAGCUGCUCAUUUUGAGCUUCACCACUCCUUUUUCAGCCUUGAGAAAUUGAGGAAGUCGGAUUUGAUCGGUGAUAUUGGUAGCAGAAGCUUUUAUCUUCGGAAGCAGAGUAACAUGAGCAACCAUGAAAAUGAAGCAGCACAGAUUUCCAAUGCUCGUCCUUUCCUUCAAAAAUUCUUCAACACCAUUAUUCGAGCAACACAAAAGAUGUGGAAAAUAUUUGGUUGCAUUCCUUAAUUUAUUUAACUAUAUUGUUACUAUUUUUUUUUACAUGUAUAUACAUAAGAAGAGUAUGUUGUUACUAUAUCAUCAUUUUUGGAUGAUUGGUUAACAUGGGAAGGCUGCAUUGUGUACAUAUAUAUUUGUGGUAUUGUAAAUCUCAUAGUUUGAAUUGUUAUAAGAGUAUUCAACAAUAUGUUUUGUUA
Salvia hispanica is the source of this 952-nucleotide messenger RNA. RefSeq lists its product as uncharacterized. The record is from RefSeq and is a predicted model, not a curated record. NCBI's taxonomy places the organism in Eukaryota, Viridiplantae, Streptophyta, Magnoliopsida, Lamiales, Lamiaceae.